Molecule: messenger RNA, 1664 nt
Organism: Cornus florida
Lineage: Eukaryota; Viridiplantae; Streptophyta; Magnoliopsida; Cornales; Cornaceae
Product: cytochrome P450 98A2-like
Exons: 1
Coding region: 1-1512 (503 amino acids)
Molecular function (GO): iron ion binding; oxidoreductase activity, acting on paired donors, with incorporation or reduction of molecular oxygen; monooxygenase activity
Source: RefSeq, a predicted model, not a curated record
AUGGAUCUCAUUCUAACACUCAUUUCAAUAUUCUUCAUCUUCCUUGCAUUAAAACUGUAUCAGCAGCAGCCAAGACAUCUUAAACUUCCACCAGGCCCACGCCCCUGGCCAAUCGUUGGAAAUGUCUACCAAAUAAAACCAGUGCUGCAUCGGUGUUUUGCUGAAUUCUCAGAGACUUAUGGCCCAAUCAUAUCUAUGUUUUUGGGUUCGUCGCUGCACAUAAUCGUCUCAAACUCAGAAUUGGCUAAGGAAGUACUCAAGGACAAUGAUCAUCAACUAGCAAAUAGGCACAGAAGCAGAAGUACCACUGUAUUUACCAAAGAUGGGAAGGGCCUUACAUGGGCUGAUUAUGGGCCUUAUUAUUCCAAAGUUAGAAAGAUUUGUUCCGUUGAAUUAUUCUCUAAAAAGAGCAUUGAAGCUCUUAGGCCUGUUAGAGAAUUUGAAGUCAUGGCUAUGGUUGAAGCCGUCUUCAAGGACUGCACAAACCCUUGUAAUUGUGGGAACCCUUUGGCGGUGAGGAAUUAUUUGAGACAAGUAUCAUCCAACCACAUUGUAAGAAUGGUACUUGGGAAGCCAUUUUCGGGCAUCAAUCAUCAAUUCAAGUCAAUUUUGGCAAUAGUACUAAAGGUUGGCGCACCAACUGACAUCGCGGAGCAAAUCCCAUGGCUUCGAUGGAUGUUUUGGCUCAAAAAUAAAGAAAUUGAAAAGCAUCGAGCGCGGUUGGACAUGGUAACCCGAGCCAUCAUGGAAGAGCAUACGCUUGCUCGUGACACAAGUGGUGUAGCCAGGCAACAUUUUGUGGAUGCAUUGUCAAGUGUCCGAGAGAAAUAUGGCCUGGACGAGGACACCAUUGUGGGACUCCUUUGGGACCUGAUCUUUGCAGGCCUGGACACUAGUAUGAUAGCUGCGGAAUGGGCCGUGGCCGAGGUGAUCAAGAACCCAAUGGUCCAACAUAGGGCCCAACAAGAGCUGGACAGUGUAAUUGGACCGGAUCGGGUGAUGACUGAAUCCGACCUAGCAAACCUCCCUUACCUACAAUGUGUGGUCAAGGAGUCGCUACGGUUGCACCCUCCCACUCCCUUAAUGCUUCCCCAUAAGGCCAAUGCGGAUGUCAAGGUUGGUGGCUAUGACAUUCCUAGUGGUUCCACUGUUUUAGUAAAUGUUUGGGCCAUCGGACGUGAUCCGGCCGUGUGGACGGACCCGCUCGAGUUUCAGCCGGAACGGUUUAUGGAGGAAGAUGUAGACAUGAAGGGUCAUGAUUUUAGGCUACUUCCAUUUGGUUCAGGGAGGCGUGUGUGCCCUGGGGCACAGGUUGGCAUCAAUUUGGUGACCUCAAUGUUGGGUCACCUAAUGCACCAUUUCAACUGGACAUUGGCACAAGGGGUGAAGCCAGAAGAGAUCGACAUGUUAGAGAACCCUGGAUUGGUGGCCUACAUGAGGACUCCAUUACAAGCUGUCCCUACACUCAGGCUGCCUACACACUUGUAUAAAUGUGUAGAAAAUCAAAAUUAGCCAACUAUUACUCUGUGUGAUAAUAUCAUUACAGACUUGGCUGUAAUAAAUACACACACACACACACACACACACACAUAUUUGGCCCAUUAAAUUUCUUCUAAGAUCCAAAACUAGUUAUUCAGACAGCCUGAAUAUGAACCAUAGCCCAU